Messenger RNA from Chilo suppressalis (striped riceborer), 4589 nucleotides. Lineage: Eukaryota; Metazoa; Arthropoda; Insecta; Lepidoptera; Crambidae. The record is from the annotation of a GenBank genome assembly.
UCAUCCGCCCACCGCCGCCGCGCAUUUUCCGCGCAUCAAAAAGUAGAAUAAUUAUUUAAACGAAUGUCGUCGUGUAUGUGUACGAUAUUAUCGUCAUUAUUUUACAAACUCCGAAUAUGAACAUUUUGGACGGUUAAUUUCCAUAAUCUUAAUGUAAUAUUGAAUCUAUUAGAAAAUCAACAAGUGUUGUGUACUGUGAAUACUCUGUGUUGCAUAAAAGAAUAUUUUUUUAAAUUAAAACAUCUUCAGAAUGUGGGAUAAAAUUAUAUACAUGUUUGUAAUUAUGCUAGUAACCUACAUUUUCAAACAACUGUUUUCCGAGACCCCUAAUUUUGUCAAGUUCAAGUCAAAAUUUCUGAUUUUUUAUAUAUGGACAUCAAUAACUGCAGUGAUUUUGUUGCCGUUCUUUGUGUUCAACCCAAAAAACGUGAAGAACUCUUUAUUCGGAUCUCAAAUUUUGAAACAUGUCACCAAAAUAAUAGAAGUAAAAUGGCACUUAAGAAAUGGAAGAAUAUUGGCUGAAGACAGAGGUGCUGUUGUGGUAUCUAAUCAUCAGUCUUCAAUUGACAUACUAGGAAUGUUCAAUAUCUGGCAUGUGGCAGAUAAAAUUGCAGCUAUCGCAAGGAAAGAAAUAUUCUAUGUAUGGCCAUUUGGACUGGCUGCAUAUCUAGCAGGAGUUGUUUUUAUAGACAGAAAUAACUCUAAAGAUGCUUACAAACAGUUAAAAAUUACUUCAGAAAUCAUGGUGAAAAACAAGACAAAAAUAUGGCUUUUCCCUGAGGGAACAAGGAAUAAGGACUUCACUAAACUACUACCAUUCAAAAAAGGAGCAUUUAAUAUAGCAGUUGCAGCUCAAGUGCCAAUCAUACCAGUGGUAUUCUCUCCUUACUACUUCAUAAAUAGGAAGAAGUACAUUUUCAACCCAGGUCAUGCUAUCAUCCAAUGCUUGGAGCCAAUUCCUACUAAGGGGUUGACCAUGGAAGAUGUACCAGAGCUCAUAGAGCGCGUACGUAACAUUAUGGAUGCUGUAUACAAGGAGCUCUCAAAAGAGGUCCUUAGCGCUUUACCACCAAACUAUCCUCUGGCCACAGUGGAUUAAAUUAAUAGUAUGGGCCAAGAGGGUCAUGCCCCGGGGCGGCAGGCUGGGAGUGACGACUGCAAGCGCUGCGAAGGGCGACAAAAGGCAUUCGUUACUAUAUUUUCAUUUGAUUUCUACUUGAGUGGCGGGGUGGCAAAUCGUUGGCCCGGGGCGCUAGAUUUCCAAAUACGCCCCUGGACUCAAAACUGCUGUUCGCCAGUCAUCUUUUACUUAAUAAAAACUACCCGAUUUGAUAUUUAAAAAAGUUUGCUUUUGUAGCUAUCAGAAUUAAAAAACAGAAAAUUGCAAACUUUUUUUCUUUGAGCUGUAUUCAACAAGAAAAAUAAACAUUUAUUUAUUUAUUGUAAUCGCUUUUAUUUACAAUUAAACCAAGUCUUAAAACGAAAAUAAAAAAAUAUUGAUUCAAUUUCAAAAAUUGUUAUUUUUAGCAUUUCUUAUAAUUUUUAGUCUGAAAAUUCAGGGAAAAAUGUCUUCAGAAUUUGACGUAGGUAAAGCCUUAAUAAACUGUUUCAGUAAACCAAUCUGUUAUGCAACGGAGACAUUAAAAUAAGCAUAAGGCCCAUAACGAAGGCGAAUAUAUCAUUCUUAAUAUUAUAUUUGAUUUUCUGACACUCUGAAUGUGUUGCUGGCAGUGAAGUAAACAAAAAUAAAAUGGAAUUUUUUUAUAUCCUCAUGUGACGCCCAUAUUUUAUCCUGACUUCGAAUAGGAAGUUAAAAUUAAGCUUCAUAUGUUCAAUGAAGGCUUUGACUACUGGAUAAACUAACUUUGUUGUCCCUAAAUUUAAAACAAAGUCCAUGUAGUUAUUACUCGUUUUGCAAGGCCUUAUACCGCUCAAGACUCAUAAAAUAUUUAUCAUUGUAUAAAGUACAAAAGCAAAGUUUUUAACAUAAAAAAUGGGGUUUCUGGUUACUUUUCUAUGUAAACAAUCUGACAAUGAAGUCAUUAAAUAACACUUUUUUUUUUUUCAUUUUUUAUCUAUUUGAAUAAGAUACACAAAAUUAAAUUUUCUUUAUAUAAUAUUUGUAAAUGUAAUACCAUAAUGCUGUGCAAUCAGUUACUGAAAUUAGGAUUAUGUAUAUUAUUAUUAUAUUAUUAAAAAUAAUUUCAUUAGUUACUUUAUGAUACCUACUACGCAUGGAGUAUUGCACCCUCAAACACAAAAUCAACUUAAAAAUUAUUUAUAUAGUUGUAUCAAAUGUUGUAGUAGGUAUUUAAAAGGCGGAUAGCAUUAUUGUCGUCAAUGAUGUCGAUUUUGGCGUGAUUCUCUAAACUUAAAACUAAAUUUAACAUCAGUCCUUUUCAUUCUGUAUAGAGAAUGACAAGGAUACACUGUUGUCAAAUUUAAAUUUAGGUUCAGAGAACCAUGUCAGAAUCGACACCAAUAUGAUAUUAAGAAAACUUGACCAGGAAAUAAAAAUGUUAUAAGUAUUACUUUUAUACAGAACUGCAAUAAGUUGGUUAUACAAUACAUGGUUUCCCCUUAUUUACUAUAUGGCUUGUAGAAAGUGAUUUUAAGCGAUUUGCAUUUGGCAUGUACUACUAAGAACAGGUCAAGUUAUCUUAAAGUCUCUAUUGGUAGAGCUUUAUCGUGUCUUAUAUUUGAAAUAAGAUUCCCAAUUGAAUGACAAAAAAAAGUACACAAAAUUCCCAAAAUAGCCUUCAUUUAUGAGAUAUCUCAAGUAAAUUUUAUGAAUCUUCAUUUAGUUUCCAUUUCAUAUAAUCUUAUCUUACGAAGCAUCUAUAUGUGAUACGUUCAUAUCUAUUAUGUCAAUAGUCUUAUGUUAAGCGUUAACUCUGCAGUUUAAAUUCAAACAUCUUGUUUGUUUGUUUUUUUAAUAGAUUUCGCUUUUACGCCGUUUUAUAUUCAAAAUAGUCUUGCGUAUUAUACGUACCUAUGGUGUUUGCAACUUUCAAUAUCGUACGGUGUCAAAUCACUCACACACUACUCAGCCGCAAUGAUAUAAAUACGUUGAUGCGUGUUGCAUUUAAUAUGACUGACCAUGCGUUACGCAUUCUACAUACCCUCGAAGUCUUUGGUAUCAUAAAAUCAACUAUAUAAGCGAAAACGUUUUGCUUUUAAUAAAAAGAACAAGAUUUGUUUAGACAUUGUUUGCGUCUGUUUAUACAAUAACAAAAUUUAUUUGAAGGGCUUUCGCACUGCAUUCGAGUCUAAUACAAACUUACCAAGAAGAUGUCGCUAAGGGUGGGCCCCUUCCGGCGAAAUUGCUUAUAAAAGUAAGUACCAUAAUGCAACUGAUUUUAUAAAUAUUUUUAGGGAGGUCAAUGACUAGGCGGUUGGUUAAUUACAUGCAACGCGUAUCAACAAAUUAAACCUGCUAACAUAAGCUGUGAAAUUAUAAUAUCUACUUACAUAUACACAACAAAAAGCUAUGAAAAUAGUAAUUAAUACUUACAUGCAUUUUUAUUGUCAUCUUACAAUAUAGGCCCACGGAGUGGGUAGAAAAGUUUGGUAGGGUCAAUCAAAAUGUUUGGCAAUGUCAAAAAAUAUAUUUAUAACAAAUCGAGAGCGAUAUAGACAAAAGAAGAUCUGUUUUUUCUGAAGCGCGUGGAUUCUCAUACAUUAUACUUAUGGCUGAUGAAUAGUCUUUACAAUCGCAAGAAACUUUUUAUCUAUUCCGUGGGUAUUACAGUGGUCGUCGUCGUAUGUGAAAUUUUUAUGUAUCAUUAUAACGUAUAUUUAAAAUUCUUUUAUCCAGCAAAGUGUAUACAAUGGUCCGAGCAUUGUGAUUAAAUAAUGGCAAAUAUUUAACUUGUGUUUAGUUCGUUAAUUUGAGACAUUGGCAUUGAAAUAUGUACUAUUUUUCCAUAUUUUCAUAUGUGAAGUCUUUUAAUAAAAAGUAAGACAGGAUGAAUGUUUUUCAUUUGAAAAAAAACGACGUUGAUUUAAAUAAACUUCGUAUAUUGUAAGUAAUAUUUACAAGUAACACGUUAAUAUUAUAACGAUACUACAUUUUGUAUGUUUAUCACAGCUCAUUAUGGUUUAGGUCCUUAUUUGAAUUACCUUAAAAUAAUAGAAUCUCUUAAAAACGAAUUAAAUAUGCAAACAAUGACAUUACACAAUUUCAAACUUAAUAGUUUGGUAGUUCUUGUCUUAAAUCACUAUGGGAAGGCACAUAAGAAACGAAAGACUACAACUCGAACAUUUGCCUUCUUUGGAAACGUUUAAUCUAAAAUAGCAAAAUAACCAACCCGCGUAAAGUUACUUUUGUAAACAAAUAUUAGCAGUGUUACAAUUUGGCGCCCAACGUCCACCAAAAUAAUAUUUCCCGGAAACAGUAUGAAAUCAUCGGAUAGGACUCGUACCUCAUUCGUCUUUUGCAGAUUUUACGCGACAAGCCUUCGUCUCUGCAGAAGUCCUCGUGAAUUCUUCUUGCAUGCUCAUCUGUACCUUUUCAAUGAGUGAUGCAAUGUCAUCUUUGUCCAGCCCCUCAGUCUCUACGAUGGGCAUAAUCGUUAUUAUGAAUUCAC